GAACCCUCGGUCUCGUGACCCAUUCAUAUAAAUUAUAAAACGUUGUCAUUAGCGGUUUCGCCGAAACCCUAGUUACCACACAAGCUUACAGAGCUAAAAUACAUACACACAGGGAGUAGCAGCUUCAGCUUCUCAGUUUCGGAACGAUGGCUGAUGUGGAUGCAGAGGUAGCGCCAACUGGAGUACCAAAGAAGAGGACGUUCAAGAAGUUCAGUUUCAGAGGCGUGGAUCUCGAUGCACUCUUGGACAUGUCCACCGAUGAACUCGUUAAGCUCUUCACUGCUCGUGCUCGCAGAAGGUUUCAGCGCGGUUUGACCCGCAAGCCUAUGGCGCUCAUCAAGAAGCUGCGUAAGGCGAAACGUGAGGCCCCAGCCGGUGAGAAGCCAGAGCCUGUGAGGACUCACCUCCGCAACAUGAUCAUUGUUCCUGAGAUGAUUGGUAGCAUCAUUGGUGUUUACAAUGGAAAGACUUUCAACCAAGUUGAAAUCAAACCAGAAAUGAUUGGGCACUAUCUAGCUGAGUUCUCAAUCUCAUACAAGCCUGUUAAGCACGGAAGACCCGGUAUUGGUGCUACUCACUCUUCCAGGUUCAUUCCUCUCAAGUGAAGAGAUGUCACAAGGGCCCUAUCCUUUUCUCUCGUGUUGAACUUUUGCUUGUUUUUCGGGAUUUUUUUUAAUAUUUAUUUUCUAGUUGAUAUUGCUUUACUUUUAUGAUAUUAGUGAGCAUAACUAUGGAUUCCAAUUUUGUCUAGUGAUGAACUUCCUGGAUUUUGUUUUCUUUAUUAAA
Molecule: messenger RNA, 786 nt
Organism: Arachis duranensis
Lineage: Eukaryota; Viridiplantae; Streptophyta; Magnoliopsida; Fabales; Fabaceae
Product: 40S ribosomal protein S15-4
Exons: 4
Coding region: 147-605 (152 amino acids)
Biological process (GO): ribosomal small subunit assembly; translation
Cellular component (GO): cytosolic small ribosomal subunit; ribosome
Molecular function (GO): RNA binding; structural constituent of ribosome
Source: RefSeq, a predicted model, not a curated record